Molecule: messenger RNA, 2397 nt
Organism: Exophiala bonariae
Lineage: Eukaryota; Fungi; Ascomycota; Eurotiomycetes; Chaetothyriales; Herpotrichiellaceae
Exons: 3
Coding region: 1-2397 (798 amino acids)
Source: RefSeq, a predicted model, not a curated record
AUGCCGCCAACAUUCGACAGGCACCCUGACGCCUGGUGGGUUGAUGAGCUGUGUGAACAGUUUAGACAGCAUGGCCAGGACUACGAAGCAAGACAAAUGGAGUUAAGGCCAGCGGUAGGGGACUUUGCGUUUAUCCACAACGAAACUAAGGAUAUGAUCUGCGUCGAAGUAAAAAUGGCUGUCGCCUUAGUUACACCGAAAGGAGAACUGUCCUGCACAUCUCAACUCCGUAAGGUCAAAAAUGAGCGCUCCUUAAGGGCCACCAUUCGUGGGCGCCACUUCUCCGCUCUCAACCCGGUUGAUAUCUACCUCCUGCAGCUCAAGUCUUCCAAGGGAGGAUGGUUGGUGCUGCCCCGAAAAGUGCUACCGGAUGCUUGGUUUGACGGCACGGGAGAAGUCCGAACAAAGGAACAGGACCUCGGCUCCAUUGCAAGGUACCCGGUGAUGACAUGGCUCCCCGAGGACCCAGACUUCUUGAAACGCCAUCUUCUUCUUGGAAAGCCUUCGGAUGGCUCGCAAUUCGUGUCUCAGCUUGAGUCCAUCCUGAAUCUAUACGACGACCUGCAUGAUAACAAAGAACGUCCUUUUUAUUUACCUCCAACAGCUCAAGAACACGCAGACUUCUCUCGGCAGCCACAGAGCAAGCAGUCCGACCGCACUUCAAUUUUUGAUGGUGACAGUGACAUUGAUAUCCGCAGUGAGGAUAUUACUGAAGUCGCAAACACUCGUGCAGCUGCCUCGCAGGAUGGUUGGUCUCAGGCACUGUUCAGAUCGGUGGAAAUGGGCAGAGGUUGGGGAAUGUUCUAUCCCUUACAUACACAUCCAAGUGAAUGUCAGGCCUUCAGUCCCUUUCUCAAUUCAAGCUAUAGGACAGCACACCCUGAUACCCCAUUUGUCAAGGUGCAUUUCGCUUGCAUUUCGCUGCUCGACUCCCUGAUUGCUGUCUCAGCAUAUGACCGCACACCGUUUGAGCAUGCCGUACGCAAGAACGAGAGAUCUAUCUAUGUUCUGAGUCCCGCUUUGACUACAGGCGGGCGAAGCAACGGCGAAGGUAUUGAGGACGCGAACAUUCGAUAUGUCGUGCCAUCAGAACACUUAGCAUCGGAUGCUCUUCGCUCUCGGUGCAACAACGCUCGGAAGAAGGGUACAACCAUUGGGGCUCCACUUCCUCUACCACUUCGCAAUGACGAUCUGAUAGAUGCUUAUGCUAUGCCCAUCGCUGACGUUGUUUAUAAGCUCCUGAAUAUGUGUCGACAAGGUGGAGACCUUGCAACGGAGUUUUUCGGAGACAGGCAGCUGAACUGCGGAUGUACAAUCAACGUGGACGAAUACUUCCAUUCACAUAAAACAAUCCAAGCGGAUUACUAUGAGCUGAUGCAAUCCCAUGCGCAACCCAGAAAAGCUAGAGCCGCAGUCUUCUUCUUCGGCAACUACAUAUAUUUGAGCGUACCCUGCUUCGCUGGUACAUACCUACAUGCGACCUAUCCCCAGUCUCACACCGGAUCUCUAUUGAUACCACAUGCAUGUCCAAAGCUUCUUGUCAAGUACUACCUAAAUCUAGACCACAGCACCAUGCCGAAAAGAAAGAGGCACGCUCCUGCUCCACUAGAAAACGAGACAGAAUAUCUUGGGCACACCAGCAUUUCCCAUUCAAGUCGAGAGAUUCGUGCAAAGAAAGCUCGCGGUCAGCAGGAAGAUGAUGAAAAGCCGAAUGUGCUCAUCCGCGUGAUGCGACGGCAUGCAAAGAGUCAACGUAUGCAUUUGGAUACUGAAGAGGCCGAUUGUUCUCGACACACUGAAAAUGCCUUCGGCGCAAACACGAUCUUUGACCUACAGACCAUUGGACUUGACCUCUCACCACCAGAUGAACUAUCUAUACCUGAAGAUUUGAUCGAGAAGUGGAAGGCGAAUGAGAAGGAGAAGCAAGUGAAGGCCAAGAGGAUACAGAAUUCAGUCAGGAGUGGCAAAGCGCAUCUAGAGGGAGUGGAUAUCGGGUCUUUGCCAAGGGACGAAGUUGAUGCACUGUUCUUAUCUGCUACGGGCCGGUCUGAAUCUCUCAUUUGCACUUACAAGGCGUGUCAGUCAAAGAAGGCGAAAAACCUUCUCAAGUUGUUCCUUAUCAGAGAGCAUCGCGUAUGUAAGCCGUGUUGGAACUACUGGAAUUCGCGUGGUGUAAUGAGAGAUGAAAAGCUGUGUUUGCGGGAAAAGUUGCGUGAAAAGGCAAAGACAAGUCCUACGUUCACUUGUGUGAACAUACACUGUCAAAAGGAGACAUCUACCAAAAGUCAUUCUCGAAUUCUUGAUGAUCAACGUGUCUGCGAGGCAUGCUACUCGUAUUGGAGGCGCAACGAUAAGAAGUGGCGUCCAGAGAGUGUCUGUCAUCCAGAACGAUUUUGA